Messenger RNA from Pistacia vera, 543 nucleotides. Its product is annotated as mavicyanin-like. Bases 1 to 543 code for a protein of 180 amino acids. Gene Ontology annotation, cellular component: plasma membrane. The record is from RefSeq and is a predicted model, not a curated record. NCBI's taxonomy places the organism in Eukaryota, Viridiplantae, Streptophyta, Magnoliopsida, Sapindales, Anacardiaceae. Gene Ontology annotation, molecular function: electron transfer activity. The transcript has 2 exons.
AUGGCUUUCGCAAAGAACUUCGUUGCUUUCUUGUUGAUGACAACUCUUUUUGGAGUCUCUCUUGGUGCCGUUUACGAAGUCGGUGAUUCUGCUGGGUGGAGUACUAUGGGAAAUGUCGAUUACAACAAGUGGGCUUCUUCCAAGAACUUCCAUGUUGGAGAUAAAAUUGUGUUCAAUUACAACAAUCAAUUUCACAAUGUGAAACAAGUAUCCCAUCAAGAUUUUCAGUCAUGCAACGCAACGUCUUCCAUCGCCGUCUACACUUCGGGUUCUGACUCUAUCACCCUCAAGAGUCUUGGUCACUACUAUUUCUUGUGCGGCGUUCCUGGUCAUUGUGAAGCCGGACAGAAGGUUGACAUCAUGGUGACUCCAGUUUCUUUUCGCCCAAGUGCCAGUCCUAAUUAUGCUUCAUCGCCUUCAAGAUCCUCUCCAUUGACGCCACCUAGUCAUGCUACUAACACUGCUCCAUCUCACCAAUGUUUCCAGCUUUCGUCGGCUUUCGUUAGCCUUGCAAUUUUUAUUGGUGCAUGUUUUUGUUACUAG